Molecule: messenger RNA, 2024 nt
Organism: Acinonyx jubatus (cheetah)
Lineage: Eukaryota; Metazoa; Chordata; Mammalia; Carnivora; Felidae
Gene: GSTO2
Product: glutathione S-transferase omega 2
Exons: 8
Coding region: 1160-1891 (243 amino acids)
Biological process (GO): L-ascorbic acid metabolic process; glutathione metabolic process
Cellular component (GO): cytoplasm
Molecular function (GO): glutathione dehydrogenase (ascorbate) activity; glutathione transferase activity
Source: RefSeq, a predicted model, not a curated record
GGAAGGGAGAGGGGUUUGAGGUCAAUAAUGGAUUUUGGAUUUUUCACGAAUUUCGGGUUUGCCUAACACUUUUAAAAGGAAAACCCAACGACUUAUCUUCAUCAAAGUUUCAUCAAAGAUUUUAACAUCAAGAAAAGCACAAGCUCUAUAAUUUAAAGAACAGGUCUUUAAAGCGAAUCCCUUUAACUUAAAGAAAAAAACCUCACUAAAUUAUUCUUAUUUUUCUGGUUUGGCUGGAGUAGGUAAAGACGACCGAAGAUCAGGAAUUCUCAGGCUUGCAUUCGGCACCACUAGGUUAGCUACAUUACAGGGCAUUGGCUGCAGGCAAAUUUGGUCCCCGCGAAAGUCUUCACGUUGUGAGGAUUUAUGGGACUCCCCUGCUACGUUCAAAUACUAAUAAAAAUAAUAGCUAAUGUUGAGUGCUUGCUAGGUAUUAAAUGUCUCUUAACCAGUAUCUGAAUUAAUCCUCCCCAAGCUACAGAAUGUGUUGGUACUAUUGGCUCUAAAUUAUGGGAGGGGGAACAUUGGGGCAUAGAAAGUUGUGUGUUUCCCAAGGUCACCAAGCUAGUAAAUGCUAAAGAGGUGAUUUAAAUCCAGCCUGAACUCCUACAGCCGUUCAGAGCAUUCUUGAGAUAAGAUCAUACAUUUGCUUCUGCCCCAGUCUCUAUUCACUAGCAUUUAGAGGCUGAGCCAGGAGAGGAUAGUAUCCACCUUUUGGACACACCACUAUUAUGUCUGGGAUUUAACAGGAAGUGUUGAUGUUCCUUUUUCAAAUUUAGUGUGUUCUGUUAAAUUUUACAAAUAUUUGACUUUGGCUAAUUUCAGGAUCUUGAAAAUCUGCCUUUGCUCUUUCAAAUGAUAACAUAUUAAAAUGUUUAAUUUUUUUUUCUUUGAUUCCCCCAAGCUGUAAGGAGAAAUAGGAAUAGGAAAGUGGAAUCCAGUACUUAGGAAGAAAUUCUCCUUUGACUCAGGAUUCCAUAGUGGGAUGAUGAAGUUCUUCCUCUGAUGAUGAAGAUGAAGGUCCAAGAGGUUAGAUACCUUGCCCAAGAGUCAAAGCCAGGGUUUAAAUAUAGUGCCAAGAGGGGCAGGCUGGAGCGAAGCUGUCCCUAGAGCCUGCGGCCGCGGCGAGGGUAACACGCCGCGCAGACGCCGGGAGACCAUGGAGGAUGCGACCAGGACCUUUGGGAAAGGAAGCUGCCCCCCGGGGCCCGUCCCAGAGGGCCUGAUCCGCGUCUACAGUAUGAGGUUCUGCCCCUUUGCGCACAGGACGCGCCUUGUCCUCCGGGCCAAAGGCAUCAGACAUGAAGUAAUCAACAUUAACCUGAGAAACAAGCCUGAAUGGUACUAUACAAAGCACCCUUUUGGCCAAAUUCCUGUCCUGGAGAACAGCAAAUGUCAGUUGAUCUAUGAAUCUGUCAUCGCCUGUGAGUACCUGGAUGAUGCUUAUCCUGGAAGGAAGCUGUAUCCAUAUGACCCUUAUGAGCGGGCUCGCCAGAAGAUGUUAUUGGAGCUAUUCUAUAAGGUCCCACAUUUGACCAAGGAGUGUCUGGUGGCCAUAAGAUGUGGGAGAGAAUGUGCUGAUCUGAAGCUAGCCCUGCGUCAGGAAUUCUGCAACCUUGAAGAGAUUCUUGGCUAUCAGAACACCGUCUUCUUUGGUGGAGACUGUAUAUCCAUGAUCGAUUACCUCUUCUGGCCCUGGUUUGAGCGGCUGGAUGUGUAUGGAAUAGCUGACUGUUUGAACCACACGCCAGCUCUCCGGCUCUGGACAGCAGCCAUGAAGCAGGACCCCACAGUGUGUGCCCUUCUCAUAGAUAGGAGCAUUUUCCUGGGCUUCUUGAAUCUUUAUUUUCAGAACAACCCUGAUGCUUUUGAUUAUGGGCUAACUUGCUGAGUCUCAGUCUCCCCCUUCACAUCCAGAAUUCCCAAGCACGUCGUGACUCUACAUCAGGGAUUGUUUUGGUGGGUCAAUCAAUCUCUGUUCAUUUUCUUUGAGGUUCUCAAUAAACGUGGAGACAGAAAAUGUA